Messenger RNA from Monodelphis domestica (gray short-tailed opossum), 8691 nucleotides. The record is from RefSeq and is a predicted model, not a curated record. Lineage: Eukaryota; Metazoa; Chordata; Mammalia; Didelphimorphia; Didelphidae.
UGUGGGAGUAGAAAUACAGAAGAAAAACAACUGCUUGAUCACAUGGGUCAAUGGGGAUAUGAUUGGGGAUCUAGACUCUAAAUGAUCACCCUAAUGCAAAUAUCAAUAAUAUGGAAAUAGGUCUUGAUCAAUGACACAUGUAAAACCCAGUGGAAUUGCUCAUUGGCUACAGGAGGGGUUUGGGAGUGGGGGAGGGAAAGGACAUGAAUCAUGUAACCAUUGAAAAAUAUUCUAAAUUAAUUAAAUAAAUGAACCAAAAAAGAAAAAAGAAAAUCAGACUCCCACUCUCCUGACCCAGGUACCUACAUUCACUUCUUGGAAGCUCAUUCAGCUCCUCCCUUAAACAUCCCAAGAUAUGACUAAUUGGCAAAUAGUUAAUUAGGAGCUAGUCCAUCAAAGUCCCAACCCCACUCCAAACCAUAGGUGAUGAAGGUCUUCUAGACAGGAAGAGAAUCCUUGUCUCACUUUUCUAUUAACCAAGCUCCUUUAUCCCCCCACCCCCACCCCACCUCUGGUAUUAUCUUUUUUUUUUUUUAAUUUAAACUUUUCAUUUUAUUUUUAAAAAUAUUUUUCCAUGUUUAUAUGAUUAAUUUUCUUCCCCUCCCCUCUUCUCUCCCUCCUCCCAGAGCUGACAGGCAAUUUUACUGGGUUGUACAAAUGUUAUCAUUUGAUACCCAUUUUCACAUUAUUCAUUUUUUACCAGAGAGCAAUCUUUUAAAGCUGAAACCCCAAAUCAUAUACCCAUAUAAACAAGUGAUAAGUCAUAAGUUUUUCUUCUGCAUUUCUGCUCCCACAGUUCUUUCUCUCAAUGUUGAUAGUAUUCUUUCUCAUAAAUCCCUCAGAUAUGUCCUAGAUUAUUGCAUUGCUACUACUAGUACAGUCCAUUACAUUGGAUAGUUCCAGCUUAACAGUCUCUGUGUACAAUGUUCUCUUGUUUCUGCUCCUUUCACUCUGCAUCAAUUCUUGGAGGUCCUUCCAGUUCACUUGGAAUUCCUCCAGUUUAUUAUUCCUUUGAGCACAAUAGUAUUCCAUCACCAACAGAUACCACAAUUUGUUCAGCCAUUCUCCAAUUGAAGGGCAUCCCCUCAGUUUCCAAUUUUGUUGGCACCACAGAGUCCAGCUAUGAAUAUUCUUGUACAAACAUUUUUCAUUAUUAUCUCUUAACCAAGUUUCUUUAAAAGGAAGAUAUUCCUCAGGAUUCCUAAUGACAAAGAAAAUGUAAAAAGCAGUCUCUGACUCAGAACCCAUAGAAAUACACUGUAAUUCUCUCUAAUCCACAACCCUUCUAUAGAAAUUAAUAUAGUAUAUGAAAAACAAAUACUCACAGGAAAGAAGAGUCUGCAAGAAAAAGAGCACAAGAAACAGAUUGACUAUCAGUCUGAUAGUUUAGAAAGAUACAGCCUUUCUGUCUACACCACCAAUCAAAGGAGGCUAUCCCCACACAUAUGUAGGCAGAGUGCCUCCAUUUUAGGCAGUCAAGGGAUGUUAGACAAGCCUCCUUCCAAUUAAAAAAAAAUGUAUUGAGUUGAAUAAAAUAUUUGUGAAGUGAGACUCAAGUAUUACUAUUUCAGUUUUCCAGAUAAGGAAACUGAGGUUAGAGGUAAAGAAGAGUCAUUGCUACACUAAAAAGUGCAUCACAACAAAGUGUAUCCUACCACAAUACAGAGCACCCCAUCUUCUGCAAGUCCUUCUCUGGAUCUGUUUCCUCAAGAGUGAAAGGAAACAGUUAAUUGGUGAGCUCUAAGGUCCCUUUGGUCCCUAAAUCCUUUGAUUCUUAAAUCCUAUGAUGCUAUGACCCACUCGUCCAAAUACAACCUACUAAAGCAAAGGCAAAUUGAAAAAAAUGAGGAUAUGCUUCUCCCUAUUGCCCCCAUGUGGCCAGAGAGAGUAUUAAAAGAAUUAACAAAGCAGGGAAGGGACCUCUGGGAGCAUUUAGUCCAGAGGUUUCCAAACUCUUUGAUUUCAGGACCACUUUAUACUCUUAAAAACUAUUGAGGACUCCUCCAAAGAGCUUUCAUUUAUGUGAGUUAUAGCUAUAAAUAUUUACCAUAUUAAAAUUAAAACAAAUUUUUAAAGUGUAUUAAUUUACUUAAAAUAAUGGACAUGUUACAUUUUAAUACAAAUAUAUACUUUUUAAUGAAGAUAACUAUAGUUUCCAAAACAAAAAAAAAAUGUAGUGAGAAGAGAAGCAUUAAAAUCCUUUUAGUGUCUUACUACAUAGAAGAUAGCUAGAUUUUCAUAUCUGCUUUUGAAUUCUGUAUGUUGAAUAUAUUUUAUUUGAAGUAUCUGAAGAAAAGCUGGCUUCAUGUAAUGUAGUUUGCUAGGGGAGAAGUAUUUUAAUAGGCAGAUCUUUAUGUUAAUCAGUUUGACUGUGAGGGUAGAGGAUCUUGGGCACACCUCUGAAAUCAGACCACAUUUUGAAAACUGCUAAUCACAUCCAACCUCUAUUCUUCAAAUGAGGAAACAGAGCCCUAGAAAGGGAAAUGACGUGAUCAAGGUCACAUGACUUGUUCCUGGUAGAACUAGUCUGAAGGUUUUUCAGAUGAGGGCCAGAGAAGAAAGGACCAGAGGUCUAGUGUAAAGUAAUGUUCUGUUGUUAUCUCAAACCCUUCCUGGAGCAAAUAAUCCAAUUCAACAAACCUUUACCGAGUUAGGGGGAUGUCUACCCCAAGCGUGUGAAGUCUUCCUAGAUCUGAAUGGGCAGAUGAGAGCAAUUUGUUCUAACCACCAUGAAAGCAGGUGAAGCAGCCACUGUGGAACGCCUAGAGCUUGGUCAGACAUAAUCCAAUAUCAGGAUAUAGAGCCUUGCAUGCUACACACAUAAUCUGUUCUAUCUCUUGUCAACAUUGGGAUGAAUUCAAGUUUCUUGGGUUUCUGGUUGAUCUUAUGGAAGAAGUUAUUUACUGUAGUUUCUCAUUGUACUUUCUGAUCCUUACUUGGUUUGGUAUGAACUUCGUGGUUUUGCGGGGGUAGGUCUAUGAAAAUUGAGAGACUAACUGAUUCAGGCAGCUAUCUUGGACAGAAGUGCAAAUCUAAGAUUUAUAUGAUGAAUUUAGCAAAGCUUAAGCAGAUUCAUAGGACAGGUGGCAAUCAGAGAAAGAGGAAUAACCUAAAGGGAAUCAAAAGUCAAUAUAGACUUAACUGUGUGACCCUGGACAAGUCAUUUAAUCCCAGUGGCCUACCCCUUAUCUUCUGCCUUAGAGUCCAUUCUAAGACAGAAGGUAAGGAAUUAAACACGCCCACCAAAACCAGUCUGUCUGUCUGUCUGUCUAUCUAUCUAUCAUCUAAAUUUUGGGGCCACCAAAGAUCUGGGAGGAAGAAUAAAGUGAGUAUUAGCAGAAUAGUUUACAUAAGGGUAAUAGCAAUGUAGACUUCAGGGGACAAUGCAAUGAACAAUAAUGACUUCAAAAAGCUAAAGAUAUAGCAUACUUCCUUUUUCCUGGGGAAAAAAAAAAGAUGGAUGAGAUGCUGAAUAAAGAAUAUAUUUUCAUAUAUAGUUGGCAGUUCCUCAGGGGAUCCUUGAUCAGCUGAGUUCUUCUAACUCCCAUGAAGAAGAAAUUACAAGAUAUAAAGGGUAGCCAAUCAUAAGACCCUGAAUGCAGAAUGAGACAGAUUUUUAUGUAUUGAAAACAGAAUACAAGCCAGGAUACAAAAUUAGGUUAUUUGAUGUCUAAUUGGAGGAAAGAUUAGGGGCUUUCUAAGUUAGGAAUAGAGUAGGUUUCAGCCUUUCUUUCCCCCGAAUUGAGAUGCUGAUUAAUUUCAACUAUCUACAUUUAUGAUACAAUAGAUGACUUGUACCAUCUAGUUUUGCAUGGAUUAUUUUCAGCAAAGUAGAGAGAUGGAGAAUAAUACAUGUGUCAGCACAAGAUGGAGUUACUAUCAUGAGAUAGAACUUAAUUGGUUCUCUCAAUUCCUUCCCCAAUCAAUUCCACUGGUCUUCAUUCCAUUUUGUCAGUAACAGAUAAUUCAGUAUAAGUGUCUUAACAAAGAGAACCAGGCCUGAAAACAGGAGGUCCUGGGUUCAAAUAUGACCUCAGACACUUCCUAGCUAUGUGACCCUGGGCAAGUCACUUAACUCCCAUUGCUUAGCCCUUACCUCUCUUCUGCCUUAGAACACAGUAUUGAUUCUAAAACAGAUUAUUAGCUCCUAGAGCUUGGUCAAACAUUGAAGAUGCCAAGGUCAUCCACUGUAUCUGGAGCCAUCUCCAGUCCUUCUGACUUUUGUCCUGCCACUGGGCUUUAAUAACUCUGGAAGAGAGUGAGGCUUAUGACUUUGUGCAACUGGGCCUCACUUAAACCCAACUCAUGUUCCAGUCAAGCCAACACCCCCUGGUUUCCUCUUUGAAAGCAAAGAUUAGAAUGGUAUUAUUCCUUAGUCAGCUCAAGCAAAUUCCUAGGGGAGCUGAUAACCAGAGAGAUCAGUCACUAGAUUUGAGAGUCAGUAGAUGUAUUAGAAUUAAGUUUUGUAAUCUCCAAUCUGGGAAUGGAAGGACAGGGUGCAUCAAUGAGUAUACUAUGUGGACCUCUUUUUAAAAUUCUCUAUUGGUACUUACAUGAGAAUUCUGUUUUCAAAUGUAGCUAACUCAUAUUUCCCUGUUUCUAAGGCAGGCAGCAAGACAUGAGAGGAUAACUCCCAUUACAUUCUAAUUUACCUAUGGGAAAGGAUUUACCCAAAAGGGUACCUAUACCACUUGCCUGGACUUUAGGUGUCUCCAGCUCUUCUGAGUUCCAUAGGAUGAUCUUUCAACUUUAUAGAGGGAGUAUGAGAACUCUACCUCAGUAUCUUCCCUUAUCUAUUACCAACACCAUGUGAAUGUUUGUGUGUAUCUUUUAAAAAUAACCCCCUGUAGAAGAAUAUUGAGGUUCCAAACCAUAAGUGGUAAAUGAAGUAUCCCCUACCAUUAAAAAAUGGGAGAAGAAAAGUCUUGUGCAAAUGUGCAUAAGAAAACGGGCUACCUUGCUACCCUUGCAAUAAUGUGUUCACUGUCUCCACCUCCUACUCUUCACUCCCCAGACAUUGGUCUCAUGGCUUGAGAACUCAGGAAAGGGUUGGAGGAUAGAGGAUAUGGGGAGGGAAGCUGUGAGAGUAGAUGAUAAGGGGUUCUGUACGGUUCCCCCCUCCUUUGGAAAACCAUGGGCUCCUAUCAGGCCAGCAUUUCUUUCCCCCACCCCCUUCCUGCUCUUGCCCCAAACCCAGCAUCUUGCCUCCUUGUAGGGUGAACCAAUAGAGGCAUAUAAGCAUAUUGCAUAUAUAGAGGCAGAAACUAUGAUUUUGAGGAGCUCAUGGGAAAUGGACCCCAGGCUAUUCUUAGUCCUCUUUCCACUCCUCUUGGGCAUCUCCCAUUCCCAACCUCCCUGUGAGAUCCAUAAAGUGGCUAGCAAGCUGGAAACCAACUGUGAAUCCCUUGGGUUGAAGGCUGUGCCAUCAAAGCUGUCCCCAGACACUGCCAUACUCCACCUUCAGAAUAAUGGCUUGAAAUCCUUCUCCACUUCUUCCUUCAGUCUUCUCACCCAACUCACUGAGCUCUACUUAGCUAGAAACAAUAUAAGUGUUUUGGUGGCAGAUGGGAAGCUGCCACUCCUCUCUGUCCUGGACCUCUCUGACAAUGCCCUAAAGGUACUGCCCCAACUAGGGCACUCCCUUCCCUCUCUCACCUUCCUUGACCUGUCCAGAAAUGCCCUAGAAUCCUUGUCUCCAGGAGCCCUGGAUGGUCUGAGUUCUCUGGAGAACCUCUAUCUUAGAGACAACAAGCUGAGAAGCCUGCCCCAAAACUUUCUACAAGCAACACGCAAACUUGAGAAGCUGGAUCUGGCAAACAAUUACCUGGAACAUCUGUCAGCAGACCUCUUGGCAAAUCUCAGUAAUCUAAACACCCUCUUCCUACAGAAUAACCUGCUCUCUGUCCUUCCAGUUGGCUUCUUCUUCCAUAGCCCUAGGCUGGCUUACGUCUUUCUCCAUUCCAAUCCAUGGAACUGCAACUGUGAUCUCCGAUACCUACAUCGCUGGCUACGGGAAAAUCCAGGUAGUGUCUACCUCUGGAAGGAAGGUGUGGAUGUCAAGGCCAUGACUCCAAAUGUGAACACUGUAGAGUGUAAGGUUCCCUCCAAGACAGCUGUCUACUAUUUCUCUAUGAACUGUCCCAUCACUGGGGAUAACGACUAUGACAGCUAUGACAGCUAUGAUGGGUAUGAUGAGCUAACUGUGACAGAAGUCCCAGAAUCUAAAACUACCACUAUUCCAAUCACCACUAACCAGGAGCAUUCCAUAUUCCUUAGUAGCUCAAAAAUUACCACAAUGGAACCUACCACAUUCUCAAUCACCCCAGAAACUACCCCAACUACCCAAGGGUCUACUACAUUCCUUAAAAGCUCCCAAAUAACUGUCUUCCCAUCUAAGCCAAAGUUCACUAGGUUCCUAAUCUCAGAGACCACAUUUCAAAUCGCCCCAGAAACUACCACAUCCCCAACUACCCAAGGGUCUACCACAUUCCUUAACAACCCAGAAACAACUAUGUUCUCAACUAUGCCAGAACUCACUAGGUUCCCAAUUUCUUCAGAAGCUAACAUAUUUCAGAUCACCGCAGAGGCCUCCCAAUUCUCAGAAAAUCUGAAAACAACUAGAUUUUCAACUUCUCCAGAACCUACCAUAUUCCCAACACCCUCAGAAACCACUCCAAAACUUGUUACAUUUCCAAGCACACAUUCAACUCUACAUACUUCUUCUAUACCUGUUACUUCUACCAGCCUCUCUUCAACUUUAACUCUCAUGAAGUCCAAUAUUCUCCCACCGAAUGAAUUCGUGGCCCUAGGAAGCUUAGGUUAUCCCAGAGACUCUUCUCCUCCCACUUCCAUCUCCUGCUGCCUUCUCUCUCUGGUGUUCUACAUCUUUGGAAUAGCUUGGGUUCUGGUCUCUUCCAUUGUUCUCAUUCUCUUUUUAGCUCUAGCCCAGCCCCCACCUCAUCUGCUAAGAAACUAUCCUUUUAUAGAAGACAACCCCAACCCACAGACCACUGUUCACCUUGAACUCCUUAAGGGGAAGGAGGUGAUAGUUCAUAGAAGUUGGCUCCUUUUUCUUGAGGGAUUAGUACCUUCCUUCCGCACUAGACUCUUUCUGUGGGUGCGUUCUGAUGGCCGAGUGAGACCUCUGACUCUAAAGAGGAAACCAUCUGCCUUGAGCCUGGGGCGAGGGGAGGAUCUGCUAGGGAAAGUCAGCAUUAGGUAUUCAGGCCACAGCCUCUGAAAGGACCAACCUCAAAUAAACCAAGUCAUGCUCCAGGUAAAUUAAUCUAGUACCCUAAGUGACUUGGGAUGUGACAUGUUCUUCUGAAAUCCAGGGGCAAGAUCUGAACCCAUAAUAAAAAUUUCUCCAAAUAAUCAGUUCUUAUUGUGUGUGUUGGGCAAGGGGCAGGGUGUGAAGAUGUUGGGUCUUUGGAAUGAUGGGAGAUAUACUGGUGGGGUAGAAGGAUCUUUGACCCUUUCCUUCUCCCCAUUAUCACAGUGGUGGUGAGACUUUCAAGAAAGAUUUUCCUUGGGGAAGCUAGGUGGCUCAGUAGAUAGAGAGCCAGGCCUAGAGAUGGGAGGGCCCAAGUUAAAAUCUGAUUGAAACUACUUCCUAGCUAUGUGACUCUGGGCAAGUCACUUAACCUCAGUUGCUUAGCCCUUACAGCUCUUCUGCCUUGGAAUUCUUGGAUUCUGUCUUAGAAUCUGCUAAGAUUCUAAGACAAAAGGUGUUUUUUUAAAAAAAGAUAUGCCUGAAAGUAAUUGGAGAUGGGGAUGGAUCCAAGGGGAACAGAUCAUUCUAGAAUUAGGAGGGAAAAGAUUGAACUUCAAAGCCAUAUGUAUUAGUACUUCUUGUUUUUUAAAACCUUAUCUUUUGUCUUAGAACCAAUACAAAUAUCAGUUCCAGGGCAGAAUGUUGAGGGUUACACAAUUGGGAUUAAGUGACUUGCCCAGGGUCACACAGCUAGAAAGUGUCUGAGGCAAAUUUGAACCCAGUCUCUCCCAACUCCAUGCCUAGCUUUCUAAACACUGAGCUACCUAGCUACAUCCCAUAGCACCCUCUUGAUGCUCUUUCCUCUACAGCAGAAUUUUAUAGGGGAGAGAUAAUUAAGAUUAUCACCAUGCUAACAUUCUAUUCCCUUAAAAUCUUAAACAUUUUAUGUCCUGGGAAGACUUUCUCCUCCAAUUAUCUUCCUAAACAAGCCCCAACAGAGACCAUUCUCCCUUCUUUAAUAAGACAUCCUCAGCCACUUAACUUUUCCUCCCAACACCCAGCACAGCCCAAAACUGUCUCCUGAAAUCCAGCCCCAUCUCUCCAACUACCUUCAGGGUACCUCUUCUUGGAUGUCACACAAAAUUUCAAAAUCCAGGCAAAUCAUAACCUCCCUAAACUUUUUUCUUACUAUUUAAUACCAAAAGCAAUAAAAAUCCAUUGUUAACCAAGUUCAAAAUAUCUAAUUCCUUUUGCCAUGGAAUUUUGUACCAGGCUCUGGUCUUGACUUCUUUUACCCAGUGAUGGUGGAGAUUUUAAGGAGAUCCAUGUAAAAAAGAAAAAAUCAGGCAUCUCCCAGUUCAUUCUCAACAUCCUUCAAUGAUCACCUUCCUUAACUUUAGUUUGCAUAUGGGUUAAGAAUCGAACAAUCAUAUUCACAUUUGUGCCUCUGGUCACAAAAACAGGACAACUGUUUACCU